AUAACAACAAAGCACAAUAAUCGGAAGCAGAGGCAGCGAAUAAGCGAAAAGGUCGGAGCAAUUAUUAACAGAACAUCGGUGUUCAGCGAAGAAAAAUGUAAUCAUAAUUGUAAAAACUGAUCUGAAAAGUAUUUAGAAGUAAAGUUAUUAACUAAUUGAUGAUUUGUUGAUGCAAAACGGUUGGUGCACCGCUGGACAAAGUGUUUAUAGAAGCCUGCGAAAAAUUGCAAAACAAGCGUCGAUCCGAUCGUCGUUAUUUAAUACAAUCGAAAAAUCGUGUGGAGAUCAUCGUGUUGGUGCUCGGGGACAUAUUUUGAGAAAAUUUGAUUUAAUAAAUUGCUGUUUGAAAAAUGGUGCGUCGUCGCGCUACCAAAGUUGCAGCGCUUACUGGCGGAGGUGCGCGUAGCGCCAAUAGUAAUUUGUUAGAAAAUGGUGAACUCAAAUCUACGGUUGGCUGUACACAUUUGGACGAACAAUACUUUGCCAGUCCUAAACGCAAAGACUGUAAAAUUGAUAACUGCUUGAUGGAAAAGCUUGGUAAUAAAGAACAUCAAUCCGAAAAAGAAGUGAAAACACACGGAAAAACUAAAUCAUCGUCAUCAGCAACUGGCAAGAUACGAGCCGAAAGAGGAGGUAUUGCUGGCCGUACGAUUGGUGUGCCUUUGGCCACUCGUUCACAAACACGUACAAUAGAAAAUUUCUUCAAAGCUAAAACUGCUGCCAAUAAUGCUAAAUUAGAAGAGACUUCCGUUACAAAAACUGAAACCAUAAGCUGCACAGAAAACGAAGAAUACUUGUAUGAAGACUUGCCCCACUACAAUAAUAUUCAGCCAUCAACACCAGAUACACCAUGUGAACUUGACGAAGACACAAAUGAUAGUGAAUUUUGUUCACAGCUGACGGAGGAGACCGUCUUCGGCAGUGAUUUUCUAACACACCGCUCACAAUUACGUGACAGCCACUCGUCAACUGGCAGUGCAUGUACAAAUAUUAGCAACUCGGAAAACAUAUUUCUACAAGAACCUGUACUGACUUUGAAUGUCGACAAAACGCCAAAUCAAGCGUCAUCCAUAAAGAUAAAUACGUCACUAGAAGUGGAGCCGAUAUUUUCAUCACCACCCGCACUUACUUCUGCACUUAAUGGGCGUUUCAAUCAAAUUGUGACACUCAACAUUUCGCCGUGCAAGAAACUUGACACAUUCUCUUGUGAAGCACCAAAUAUGGCCAUUGUAGGCUUACAUGAGGACGACUUUGUAGAAGAGCUAUUACCUGAACAGGAAAAAGAACAGGACAUUGACAAUGAUAAUGACAACAGUUCUUGCGAUAGUGGUGUUGCUUUUACUACCACAGUAAAUAGAGAUAUGCUGUUGACAGAACAAAAUGACAAGAUCGUGACAGUGGCGACAGAUAAUGGCAAUAAGCAUAGAAGAAAACCAGCAACACCACAUCGUAUUGUAUGUCCUUCACCAAUUAAAACUAUGCCACCUAUGAUCUCACCUAUGCGUGCUACUGUGAACGGUAGAAUCUCGUCACCAUCAGGACGUAAACUUAACAGAGAACACUUAUCGCCGCGGAAAUCCCCACGCAAAAUGGCGUCUGCCAAUUCUAAAACACGACGAAGGCUGAACACACAAAAAGAGCUUAGCGCACUAAAUAACACCGAGGAAGCAGUUAAGUUGUUACCUGAGGAAUGUGCAGUCGCUAUGAAUUACAAUGAGCCACCUAAGUUUAUACAACAUGAGAUCAACGAUUGCGAAAAACGUGAACAACAACAACAACAAAAGUGCCCCACAAUAAUGAAUACAUUGAAACAACCACAAAAACUAGUGGCAGCAAAAUCACAUGUGGUCAAAAUGCAGACACACAAACCGAAAUUGGUGAACGGUCGACCACUUGCCACAACAAAUAACAAUCACACCUUAAAAGAAUGCUUCCCCGUGCGUCGUAGUGUACGCAAAACUAAAACUGCCGUAAAUGAAGAGAUCAUGCGCAAUCUGGAGCGGGCUAUUCUCGAAGAACGUGCCGAAGGACUGAAGGUGGCGCAUUUUGAGGGCAAAGGUCGUGGUGUUGUAGCCGAACGACACUUUCAACGCGGUGAAUUCGUUGUGGAGUAUAUUGGUGAUCUCAUACCGUUGACCGAGGCGAGUGCGCGCGAGAAGCGUUAUGCAUUGGACGAGAACGCAGGCUGUUACAUGUACUAUUUUCGGCAUCAAAAUCAACAGUAUUGCAUUGAUGCAACUGCGGAUACGGGCAAAUUGGGACGUCUUGUGAAUCAUUCACGCAAUGGCAAUCUCAUUACAAAAGUGGUCGUAGUAAAGCAACGGCCACAUCUGAUACUAGUAGCAAAAGAUGACAUAGAGCCGGGCGAAGAAUUGACUUACGAUUAUGGUGAUCGUUCCAAAGAAUCGCUACUGCAUCAUCCUUGGCUGGCUUUCUAGAAACGUCGUGGUCCAGUUGAUGGCGUCGUGAGGAGGCUAAAACCGUUAUAUAUUUAGCAUGACAGAUACAAACAAAUCAACUGCUUAACGAUGAAAGUCGUAGCGACUUAAUACAGAGUUAACUGUCAAAAAGGCUAGUUAAAAUUAAUCAAAAAAUGACUUCUUAAGCGUGUGCGUGACUGUGUGCGCGCUUGCGUGGGCUGGUCGUCAGCGCGACAUUUAAUGGCUCAACUGCAGCUCAGUUGCAAAAACAAAUUAAGGAAUAGUGUAGUGAAAAAAAGAGUUCUAAUACAAAAUACCCUUUAUUAGAAAGCAUAUAACAUACAUACAUACUUAUAUACAUAUAUAUUUAAUAAUAAUAACAAACAAUUUAUAGUAACAUUAAUAUUUUAUAGACUUAUUUCGGUAAUUGUUAAUGCUUUAUUAGUGAUAAGCGAAAACAACAACAAAAAAUUAAGAGAAAACAAAAAACAAACACAAAACAAGAUGGCGUACGCACAGUGUGACGACGUGGCAUGACGAGCAUCUUGUAACAGAAUUUUGGCUGACUUCACUUUGUGCCCACCUAAAGGGUAAUUAUGAAAAAGUAAGACAAAUACUGAAUUUGAAAAAAAAAAAUAAAUCAAUUUAGUUUAAAUUUCGUGUGAAGCAAAAACUUUAAAUCGAAUACAUUUGUUACAAUUAAGACAAACAAAAGGCUAGUAAAAUUUGUUUAAUUACUUCAUAAUAUCUGCAGUUAACUUAUUUAAUAUAUAAAACUAAAAACAAAACAAAAAAAUUAUUUAACUAACACUUAAAUCGUUACACUGUGCCAUUCUUGUUUUUUCCUAUCAUUCUACAACUGAAUUGUGUUCAAAUUGCAUUGAGCCUGAAUAUAUUUAUGCAUAUAUGAUGGCUAUGAUGUCAGCUGCAUACGAUAACCGAAUUACUUUAGGAAUUGCGACAUUUUUUGUAGUAACACGCAAAAUUUUCUUUAAAAUGUGCCACAAAUCAAAAUUUCACGUGCAAAAAUGACACAAUAAAUUGUUUUCCAUUUCAAUUAAAAGAAAAAAAACAUAAAUUGUAGCGCCCUCCGCGAACAAAAGUUGGCAAAGCAAUUAUAUUUAGACAUAAAUACACACUCUAUAUCUAGAGUAAUUUACUUAUGUAAAUGUAAAUAAUUUUAAGAAGGUGCAUGUUAUCAUAUUUAAAAUGCCUUAGCAUUAUUGAAACAUUAUUAUUGUUUAAUUUGCAAAUUUCUAUAUUCUCACACAAAAGCAAGCAAGAACACAUGCAAACACACUCCUUCAAUGAUUAAUAACACAACAUUAUUCCUAGAGACACUUUAACCUAAAAUGUAGUUAACAGUUUGUAAGCGAACACUACGGUUAUAAGCAGCAAAAUAAGUUAAAACUAGUUAUAGUCAGGGUUGCGAAUUUUAUAAUACAAAAUUUUUGGAUAUAAAAUCAGAUUUUAAACUUUUAAUACCAGUAACUUGGAUUAACAAAUACAUUUUCAAUAUUUAAUACCAAUUUUGAGGUUAGAUUUUUAAAUUUUCAAUAUUUAGUACCGAUUGUGAGGUUAGAUUUUAAAUCCAAGAAGAGGGAUGAAAAAUCGAAAUUUUAAUUUUGAUUUUUUUUUUCAAUCCUGUGUUUGAAAUUAAAUAUUUUACGUUUCAAUAUUUUGUUAUUUCUGCUUAAAAACAAUAAUAUUUUUAUUAAGACUUUCGGGACUACGAAAUAAAAAUAAUUAAAUUCGAACGUUAAUUAAAUUAUUUUUUAACAUAUUAUUUACAACCCUGGUUAUAGCUCAAUAAUAAUACUGAAAUGGUCAACGCAAAGUGGCCUAAAUUAUGUUAACUUUGCAUAUAAUAAUUGAAAGCCCAUCGAAUUGGUGUUAAAAGCUCCGUGGCCGAGACAGAACAUUACUUUAGUAUAUAUGUAUAUGCGUAGUUAAAAAGAAAAUGUUUUAUAAAUGACAAAAUUCAUGUUUUUCAUUUUAUAUCUGCCAGUAUGCAUUGUCUAUGUCAUUGCAAAUCAACUUACCACAAACCACAAAUAGAAAUAAAGAUAAAAUAAUUAUAAAAAAUACCACAAAUAGUUAUACAAAUGAACUAUAGACAUUAUAUUGAUAGCAGAUUUACCGCAAACUUCACUGCUGCAUGAUUACAUAACAUUAUAUAAGAAUAAAAUUCCCUAAAAAAUGCUGAAAAUGUGUUGGUGUAGUGUCUACAACUACAAUGCAUACCUGCCUAGCAUUAAGAUCGAAUAAAAAAAAUAAAUAUUUGUAAGUUACAUAUACAUACAUACAUACAUGCACGCAAUGUACGUCUGUACUAACUAGUAUGGCAUAUAUUUAUUAAAAAAAAUGUGUGCCUCACAUGACACGACAUUUAUUGGCACACAGAGAUUAGUGCUUGUAUUUUCAAACGCAUUAAAUUUGCUUGUUAUAGGGUUUAUGACACCAAUUUCCAGCGCGUACUCACUUACAAGGGCUCUAAUAAGUCACUUAAGUUAUUUGCUAAUUAGCGGUAAUUGACUCACUCGAGCGGUGGAGAUUAAAGACGUAGAACAUUCAAGUAUUUUGAAUUUUUUCGAGUGGAAAACAGCUUAACAUUGAUUUUUGCUUGUGAUUAUGAACCGAAUAAUGUGUAAUUAAUUUCGAAUUGCUUAAAAAGUUGUUUAUGUGCGCAUAAUAAUAAACUUCACAAACAGUUAUGUUGACUAAUAGUAGCAUUGCCAUGGCGAGCAUGUGGCGUUAGCUGCAAUCAGUUUCACAGGCAGCUAAAGUGCAAUUGUUAACAAAUUAACUUUAAAGCAUUUCUUCCUCACACAACUCACAUAGAAUAAAAUCACUAAGCUGUUCCGAUUCGUGAACAAUUUUAGUGAAUAUUAUUUUUAUUGAAGAUUUGACGUUUCAAAUAGAACGAAAACACAACAUAACCCUAUUUCUAGCUAUCAACAUAAACAAAGGUUUCAACUACAACAAAACACACUUAUAUUGCGCUGACAUUAUGCAUGCAAAUCAAUGCCUCACUCAUAUAGUAGAAUCACUAACUCGUAAGAAUUUUUAUAAGAACUAAGGAAUAUAGCGCGCUAAGAAUGUUAAAAUAUAAACUAUUCAUUCAAUAAUACAAAAACAUACAAACAUACGUCAUAUACAAACGUGCAGCUAGUUAGGGAAUGAGCAGCAAAUAGUUGACGGAAGAGAUAAUUUUUCGUUAUGUAUUUAAAGCAAUUACUAUAGAACGGCUUCAUUCUGCCACUGCUUUGACGAUUUAUGCGGCUGAAAAAGUUUGAAAGUUUAUAUAAUUAAAUUGUUAAAAUAAAGUUAUUUGUCUUAAUUUAAUUAAUUAUUUUUUUAUUUAAUUUAGUUUUUUAAAUUUAAUUUUUACUUUUUCUUUAAUUUUCUUUAAUGAAAUUUUGUAACAUAAAAUUAUUUGUUUUAAUUUAAUUUAUUAUUAAAUUAAA
This is a messenger RNA of Bactrocera dorsalis (oriental fruit fly), 5887 nucleotides long. It is a transcript of the gene Set8, whose product is annotated as histone-lysine N-methyltransferase PR-Set7. The transcript has 4 exons. Gene Ontology annotation, molecular function: protein binding; histone H4K20 methyltransferase activity. Bases 351 to 2438 code for a protein of 695 amino acids. Lineage: Eukaryota; Metazoa; Arthropoda; Insecta; Diptera; Tephritidae. The record is from RefSeq and is a predicted model, not a curated record.